This is a messenger RNA of Plasmodium gonderi, 2268 nucleotides long. RefSeq lists its product as hypothetical. The record is from RefSeq and is a predicted model, not a curated record. The transcript has 2 exons. NCBI's taxonomy places the organism in Eukaryota, Apicomplexa, Aconoidasida, Haemosporida, Plasmodiidae. Gene Ontology annotation, molecular function: mRNA binding; protein binding. The coding region runs from base 1 to 2268 and encodes 755 amino acids.
AUGAACCAUAACUUGGAAACUAUCAUACCGAAUGAAAAAGAAUAUAAGGAAGAAUGUGUAAUUACAUCCAUUGAUAUUUUUAGUGGACCACACAAUUAUUUAAAUUUUUAUUACAUUUGUGAAGUACUUUUUAAUGAUUUCAGCUUUAUUUCCCCAUAUCACUGUUAUUUUUUUUUAAGAAAUCAGUAUGAAAAUGUAGAAAAUGUUGAAACGAAUUAUAAACAAAACACAAGUUUUAAUUUUGAUAAAAAUAUCCAUUUUAAAAUAAUAAAUGAGAAGAAGGCCAUUGAAUUAUUUAAAAAUCACAAUGUAAUUUACUAUGAAGAGAAAGGGUUAACAGAAUCGAAGCGGAAGGUCCUGGAGAAUAUCGCUGAACUUGUAAAUAAGUUGACAGUCUCCGAUUUGGAGGCCAUUUCUCCCUAUUUCGGUGAGAAUCCAGAAUGGAAACGAAACAAACUGCUGUGGAUGGAUAUGAUCCAAAGGGAUAAAUUUCGGAGGUAUGAAAAAAUGAGAGAAAAUUUGAAAGAAACAGGAAAUCGUGAAAUUGUAUACAAAGUAAAUAAGGAGGAUGUGACAAAAGUUCAAAAUAAGAAUAUGAUAAAAGAUUUUUUAUUUUUUGGCGUUUUUGAAAAGAAAGGACAAAAUAAUUUAGGGAGAAUUUAUAUGAGCAUAAGAAAUGACAUAAUGAAAAAUGCAGAAAUUUAUGUGUGGCUUUUAACAAAUUGUAACAUGCAGACAGACAAGAAUCUAGUUGCGGACAUUUCUAUUGAAGAAACAUAUUUCGAAAAAAAAAUAGUUGAAGAUGGUGAUGUAGAGGAGGAAGAAGAAGAUAACAAACGUAAUGAUAUACUAGUCAAAGAAACUAAAAAAAAAAUUUCAGGAAAUGUUAAUUUUUCAUCAAGUAGACGCAUAACAGUAGAAGAGAAAAUACAAAAUUACUCUUUUGAAAAAAAAGAAUAUAUAUCAUUUGGUAAAAAUGAACACAAUGAUAUUAUCUGUUUGAAUCCAUCGAUUUCAAGAUUCCAUUGUAUACUAUUUUUCUCGAAAGAUUAUUAUCUUUACCUCAUAGAUGUAGGAUCUAAAUCAAGAACAAGACUAAACAAUAAUUUGUGUGAGAUUCACAAAAAGUACAAAAUUGGGAAUAACGACAUUAUCACAUUAGGUGUAUCAAAGAGAAGAUAUAAAAUUAAUAUACAUAUAAACAACGUUUUGUCAUACCUGGAUAAAAAACAGAGUGAAAUAAAUCAAAAAAUGAAAUAUAUGAAUGAAGAUAUGGAAAAUCCACAACGAAAGAAAAAUCUACUUAAAUUAAAAAUUUCAAAUAUUUAUUAUAAAUGUAAUGAAAAUGAUAUAAUAGAUUUUUUUAAAGACUGUGGCGAAAUUAAGAAGAUACACAUGUAUAAUGUACCUGCUAUAAAAUCCUCCGAAAAUGUUAAAUCGUCAAAUAAUUUGAAAAACAACAAAUCUUUAAAGGAAGCACUAGUAGAAGUUUAUGAUAGAGAAACAUCUGCUAAAAUUAUGAAAAAAAAUGAGUCUUUUUUAUAUGGAAGAAAAAUUUAUAUCAUCUACCAACCAUGGUCUCCAUACAAACAGCGUGAUUCAGCAUUUUACAGAAAAAAAGAAAAAGCUUUUGACACACAAAGUACACGCAAAAGUGGAAAGUAUCAGGGGAAUAAAAUCGUUGUUUCGAAUGACAAAUAUACCUACAGGAAAAAUAAGAAUAAAAAAAUUCAUGAUAUUCUGGAGGGUGAAGUCCAGAGAAGGAGUAGCGAGAACAGAUCUCCUCAAAGGGGUAAAUUUCUAAAGUAUGAUUCCAUUCAUAGGAGGGAAAGUGACAGAAGUGAUAGAAGUGACAGAAGUGAUAGAAGUGACAGAAGUGAUAGAAGUGAUAGAAGUGACAAAAGUGAUAGAAAUGACAGAAGUAACAGAAGUGACAGAAGUGAUAGAAGUGAUAGAAGUGACAGAAGUGACAGAAGUGACAGAAGUGACAGAAGUGACAGAAGUGAUAGAAUUGAUAGAAGUAACAGAAGUGAUAGAAUUGAUAGAAGUAACAGAAGUGAUAGAAGUGAUAGAAGUAGACCUAGGCAUAGGAGAAAAAUGGCGAGCACCAGCAGUAGUAAACGAAUCGAACGCUCGCAUGGAUUGCGCAAACACAAAAGACGUAGUGGGCAACGGAAAUCCAAUGAUAGUAGAGUCACCAAAAGGAGGAGUAACAAAUAUCACCAUUCCAGGAGAGACAGCAAUGGUGGUUACAAAAGGAAUACAUAA